Molecule: messenger RNA, 849 nt
Organism: Abrus precatorius (Indian licorice)
Lineage: Eukaryota; Viridiplantae; Streptophyta; Magnoliopsida; Fabales; Fabaceae
Product: probable disease resistance protein At5g63020
Exons: 1
Coding region: 1-849 (282 amino acids)
Source: RefSeq, a predicted model, not a curated record
AUGCAUGUGCAAGGAAAAUCUAUUGUUGAAAAACUAAAGCUUUCAUGUCUGUUGGAGGGCGUUGUUGAAGAUGAUUUUCAUGAAUUACCUUCGAUUAAGAUGCAUGAUGUGAUCAGAGAUAUGGCAUUAUGGUUAUUCCGUGAUCAAGAUGUAAAUAAAGACAAAGUCAUUGUUGAGGGAGAAACAUUAGCAACAGAAUCAGAAAUGAAUUUUGAAAGAUUAAAUGCUGUAGAGAGGAUUUCAAUUAUAAAUGCUGGAGAAAGUUGGCGAGUGCCAUUGUGUCCAAAUCUCAUCACUUUAUGUAUAAGGAAAAACAUUAAUCCGUAUUCAACUCUCCAAUUUAUGUCAAAAUUGAAAGUCUUGGAUCUGUCAAGAAUCGGAAUUGAGCAUCUUCCCUCGGAAAUUGGCAAGUUAAUCAACUUGGAAUUCCUUAAUCUGUCAAUGACAAGUAUACAAAAAAGGUUUCCAACUGAUCUGAAGAAUUUGGAAAAUUUAAGGGUCUUGCUCAUGGAAAAGGUUGGAUUUGAUCUUCAAAUAAUUCCUUUGGAAGUGAUAGAAAGUUUGCUGCGAUUGAGAGUGUUUAGAAUUGUAAAUAUAUGGAAACUUGAAAAUUUCAAGGGAGAGAAAACAUUCUUAGAGAAGUUGGAGUCCGGACCGAAGUUGGAGGAACUGUGGAUUGAGUUAUCAACCUUAGCUGGCAUGCAUAAACUACUUCACUCCAGCAAAUUGCGGGAUUGCUCAACAUGUUGUUAUCUUAAUGGAAGCAAGGACCAACUUGAAAUGGCGUCGAUAUUAGAAUCUUUGUCGACAAUGAACAAUCAAACUGUGAUUCAAUUGAAGAAGUGGUGA